Molecule: messenger RNA, 2160 nt
Organism: Rattus rattus (black rat)
Lineage: Eukaryota; Metazoa; Chordata; Mammalia; Rodentia; Muridae
Gene: Fbxo25
Product: F-box protein 25
Exons: 11
Coding region: 126-1226 (366 amino acids)
Biological process (GO): protein ubiquitination
Cellular component (GO): cytoplasm; SCF ubiquitin ligase complex; nucleus
Molecular function (GO): protein binding
Source: RefSeq, a predicted model, not a curated record
CGGGGCGCCGAGGCGGGGCGUCCAGCGGUGCCCCUCGGCGGGAGGCGGACGGCUUCCGGCAAUAAUUGGACGCUGCAGCUCGGUGCAGUUGGUGGCUGUCUCGUCUGGAAGGGACCCGCAGAACUAUGCCGUUUCUGGGUCAGGACUGGAGAUCCCCUGGAUGGAACUGGAUCAAAACAGAAGAUGGGUGGAAAAGGUGUGACCCCUGUAGCCACGAGAUCAGAAGUGAGGAUAGCCAGUACCCCAUCAACCACAGCAUUAUCUUAAAUAGUGGUGAAGAAGAAAUAUUCAAUAAUGACUGUGAAUACGCAGCCAAAAAGAGGAAGAAGGAACAUUUCGGAAAUGACACAGCUGCUCACAGUUUUUAUCGUGAAAAAUGGAUCUAUGUCCAUAAAGAAAGCACAAAGGAAAGGCAUGGCUACUGUACCCUGGGAGAAGCCUUCAACCGCCUAGACUUCUCCAGUGCGAUCCAGGAUAUCAGACGGUUCACUUACGUGGUCAAACUACUGCAGCUCAUCGCGAAGUCUCAGUUAACCUCUCUGAGUGGAGUGGCACAGAAGAACUACUUCAACAUUUUGGAUAAAAUCGUGCAAAAGGUUCUUGAUGACCACCAGAAUCCUCGCCUGAUCAAAGACCUGCUCCAAGACUUGAGCUCGACCCUUUGCAUCCUUGUCAGGGGGGUAGGGAAAUCAGUGUUAGUUGGGAACAUCAAUAUUUGGAUUUGCCGCUUAGAGACGGUUCUCAACUGGCAGGAGAAGCUGCAGAAUCUCCAGAUGACUAAGCAGGUAAACACGGGCCUCACACUCAGUGACCUGCCCUUGCACAUGCUGAACAACAUCCUGUACCGAUUCUCAGACGGCUGGGACAUUGUCACCCUGGGCCAGGUAACACCAACCCUGUACAUGCUCAGCGAAGACCGGCGGCUGUGGAAGAGACUGUGUCAGUACCACUUUGCUGAGAAGCAGUUUUGUAGACAUUUGAUCCUUUCAGAAAAAGGCCAUAUCGAGUGGAAGCUGAUGUAUUUUACGCUUCAGAAGUAUUACCCGACCAAAGAGCAGUACGGAGACACUUUGCACUUCUGCCGACAUUGCAGCAUUCUCUUCUGGAAGGACUACCACCUUGCGUGGUUGUUGAAGGACUCGGGACACCCCUGCACGGCGGCUGACCCAGACAGCUGCUUCACACCCGUGUCCCCGGAGCACUUCAUUGACCUCUUCAAAUUCUAGUGGUGCCCUCAGCCCUGCGCCCCUGCCCUCAGCCCUGCGCCCCUGCCCUCAGCCCUGCGCCCCUGCCCUCAGCUGUCCCUUGUGCUUUCUGUGUCGUGUGGUUGCUGUGAGUAUUCUGUGACACAAGCGACGACAGGCUCGGUGGCUGCCUGUACCUGUGUGGCCCUCGCUCGCUUCUGGAGAACCUGACAGGAUGCAGAAGAUGCCUGGGCAGUUGUGUUCCGUCAGUGAAGGGGAGGAGACCCCCAACGCCAUUUCUACUUCUUUCUCGAGACUCUUCUCAGCCUAUAAAAUCUGCAGUGUUGUGUAUUUCUAAAUAUGGAUCAAAAGGAGUUUUGGGUUUUCAGCCCCGUAUCCCGUGCCGAACUGACAUGAACAACAGAGAGUGAGCUUCUUGGCUGUCAACAAUCGUUUCCAUCUUACCGUAACUGGGAUGAAGAACAACACUUGGUCCUUGUAAAUACUUUAUGCAGAAUAUUUAUUUUUCUUAAAAGGUAUUUUCACGACCCCAGUGGCUGUGCCCAGAUGAGUCCUCAUUGAAUACAAGAUGAACCCAGGAACAUGCGUGGUACGCCCGGGCCACACUGCUGGGUGGGGCUGCGAGCUGGUUGUACCGUCCAUAGCCAGCAGCACUGGCCCUGCGUUUCUGGGAACCCCGGCCAUGAGGCCUUCAUAGAUCCAGACUUGGGAUGUGGGCUCCGAACCAGACCAGAGCCUCUGCCAAGGAGCCGGAAACAACCUGGGGAGGCUGAGCGCCACACGUAGACGUGACUUUCAUGGGUAAAGUAAUAAACCAUGUUUAUCUACUGAUCAGCGUCAUCAAAUUCACACCUAACCGAAUGGUAUCGUCUUUAAAAUGUGCUGUUUUAUUUUAAAAAUAAUGCAUGUGCACUUUAGAACUUUUUGAAAAUAAAGAUACGUGAAAGUUACAUAA